Messenger RNA from Pocillopora meandrina, 2036 nucleotides. The record is from the annotation of a GenBank genome assembly. NCBI's taxonomy places the organism in Eukaryota, Metazoa, Cnidaria, Anthozoa, Scleractinia, Pocilloporidae.
UAAAAGAUGUAUAUAGUGCAUUUGAUUUCUGUCUUAUCAUAAUUUUGUGAAAGCCAAGCUGCAGCAGAUCUCGCAGGUAAAUUUUAUUUCUGCUUUGAUGACUUAAAAUACUGAAGGUAGAAAUUUAUUUCCCUAGUUUUUACUCGCAUUUAGCUUUAUUAUUAUGUUCUCUCUUAAUUUUGUUCACGUGGGAUUUAACUGUGUUACAAAAGCUGUUGCAGAAAAAAAGUGUUAAAGUGUUGCAGAAGCUUUGAAGUUUGUUUUUAAAAACAGAUGCAUGAGUAAUUCGUCUGAAGAGCGGUCAUUUUAUCAUCUUAUUUUGACUAUUUUUAUCCCAAACCAUUCAAGUAUCAGUCUUCCUAAUUUACCUUUCCUGCUCUGACUAUGUUACUAUUGUUUACUUUCCUUUCUUUGUUCAGGACCUUAUUUUGGAAGUUAAAUUCGUCAGUUGACAUCAUGGUAAGUGUUGGCAAUCCAGUAGAACCCCGCUAACUCGAACCACUUUCAAAGAGGAAAAAUGGUGCUAGGAUCUUGAGGUGUUGAGUCACGAGUUUGGGGUUGAAUUUCAAUUAUCCCGUUAAUAAUUAAUAGGGAAUAAUAUCUUAAUCAUUCUUUUACAAUCGACAAUAAUUUUUGUAUUUUCAGUUUGUUUUAUAAGUGCUUUUUUUCGUUUAGUUUGGGAAGUAAAGCUGUUUGUAUUGCGUUUUCUUAGGUGUUAUCAUGUUUGUAUCAAUACCGAUUAAUGAUUUAGACGCGUCAGUCAGCCUUGUUUUGACCUUAUGACGUAUAUUGACCAACGUGUUUGAGUUACCCGGGCGAUCGACUUCACCGAGUUCGAUUUGGCUGAUAGUAAAUAACUGAAAAAAAGUGGGAAAAAAAUCUAGUCGAAAUCGCAUUUUGUUCUAGUUAUCAAGGAGUUCGGUUUAGCCGUGUUCGAAAUAGUGGAGUUUUGCUGUAGUUUUAGCUCUAAAUGAUCCCCAAUUAACCGAGUGGCCCAGGGCACUCUAUGCGUUUGCUGUACAGUGUCAUUUAUGAUGGGUUCUGAAUGAUUAGUUUACUCCCUUUCUAACUUUCAACCAUCCAAAAUCCUAACUGAAGUUAAUAGGUGUGCCCUUUUUUUCUUGAAGGCCUCAGGUAUCAAAUUGGACGAAAGCUGUAAGAAAAUGUUCUCUUUGGUCAAAGACAAGCAUGAACACGCAUGGGCCAUCAUGAAGAUUGACAAUGAUAAGGAAGUUGUUCUUAUGAAACAACAUGGCAAACUUGUAUCCAACACUGAUUUAGAGGAAAAUGAAAGACUCUUUGAAGCCAUGAAAGGGAAAGUUGCAGAACUGGACGGGCCAUGUUACAUCCUGUUCGAUUUUGUCUACCGACAGAAGAGUGGUGCUGCCAAAGAUAAACCAAUUUUCAUCUAUUGGUAGGUGACCAGGCAGCUUUAAUGUUUACUUUAACUUUUUUUAUGCAAGGGGGGGAGGAGAGGGGGAAGGUGCAGAGGCGUAUUGGAUAGGGUUUUGAAAGGUCAGGAUUAAGGCAUGUUGUUGUGCUGUGUCGUUGGGUAAGAAACUUGACUUUCAAAUUUCCAGUCUAUCUGCCCGAGAGAACAUGUAGGUAAUGAAGCCUAACAAAAUACUGAGGUGUAAAUACACGAUAGACUCAAUUUGACGCAAUGUAAGCACGGACAUUUUUUUUCGCGGAUAUAAUUUGUUCUGAGAAAUGAACAGUUUUCCAUGAGCUUCGAUGCCAUGCAAUAACUUGCAACAGCUUUCGCUUGAGCUCCCAUUGGGGCCAAUCAGUUUUCACAAACCAUUUAAUCUACGGGUCUGGUUAAAUGACUGGAUGAAUGCAUUGAAUGAUUCUUUUUUUUCUUUUUAAGGUGCGAUGAUGACUGCGUUGGAGUAAAGGAAAAGAUGAAAUAUGCUGCAACUAAUUCUGAAUUGAAGAAGCAGUGCAAUGGAUUUGAGACAUUUGCAUUCCACGAUAAAGAUGACUUCUGUUUCCAAAAGAUUUCUAAUGAAUUGAAAGCAAAGGACAGGCAAUAA